AUGGCGGCCAGAGCUGUAGCCGAAGUCAAACCUUUAUUAUCAUCUACCUCUAUCGAAGCUAGAAGACGAGUCUUUAAUCUCUACAGAGAAUGGUAUAGAGAGGUCCCACGGGCUAUACAAACGUAUAAACUUGAUAUUACAGUGGAUGAAGGCAGAAAUAAGGUUAGGGAAAUGUUUUUGAGAAAUGCUGGAAUUCAUGACUUGCGAAAAAUCGACAUGCUGAUUAUCAAGGGUCGUAUGGAAUUACAGGAAAUAAACAGCAUAUGGAAAGCUAAGACUCAUAUUAUGAGAUACUUUGAAGAAACUAAACCGGAAAGGCCUAAAGAAUUUUUGUCCAAAUUUUUAGAUGGUCAUUAUAAUUAA
Molecule: messenger RNA, 363 nt
Organism: Trichoplax adhaerens
Lineage: Eukaryota; Metazoa; Placozoa; Uniplacotomia; Trichoplacea; Trichoplacidae
Exons: 3
Coding region: 1-363 (120 amino acids)
Biological process (GO): response to oxidative stress
Source: RefSeq, a predicted model, not a curated record